GUUGAGUUUAAUCAAUUCAGAACGUCAAGAUGGAGCGGAACUCACUCAAGUGGGUAGGCUCAUCUUGCGGUUUACAUGGACCAUAUAUAUUCUACAAGGCGUUUAAAUUUCAUCGGAACGGUAAACCAAGGAUUUUGUCCCUUGGAGACUUUUUCUUCGUGAGAUGUAAGCCAGAGGACCCGAUUUGCAUAGCGGAGCUACAGCUGCUUUGGGAGGAAAGAACCACCAAGCAACUUUUAUCAAGCUCCAAACUUUAUUUUUUACCAGAGAAUACUCCUUUGGGAAGGACUGUAAAACACGGAGAGCAUGAGGUCAUCGCCGUGUCAGAGAAGGUCAUCGUGCGACUGGAGGACCUGGUGAAGUGGACGGUGCCGGACUUCUCGGGAUGGGCCCACGGGCUACAGGCGGAGCCCCUCAAGCCGGCCGUGCUACGGGAGCUGGGCACGAACGGACGGCGGGAAGCCUUGCACCGGUACCGGGAGAGCACCCUGACCAGCGGCCUCAACUUCCGAGACAUCCAGAGAGAGAGGGCCCAGAUAGGUCAGGAAGACGAUGGCAGAAAGGUUCUGGUGCUGAGCUACCCCCAGUACUGUCGGUACCGCUCGGUCCUGGCCCGUCUCAGGGAGCAGCCUUCUGCACUGCAGACGGACCACACCGUCCUGGCGCUUGGCGGCAUUGCGUCCCUCCACGGCAACACUCACAUCCUGUACUGCAGGGACACCUUUGAACACCCAACACUGCUCCAGAACGAGAGCGUGUGUGACGAGUUUGCCCCAAACCUGAAGGGUCGACCCAGGAAGAAGAAGCUGUCGGUCUCCCAGAGGAGAGACUCCCAGGGUCAAACUCAGGGGUCACAGGGGUCACUGGGGUCACAGAAUUCCAGCAGCCCAGAAAAGUCCCCAACAAAGAUCAAAGUCAACUGCAAGGUGUCCAUCCCCAACAUCAAGAUAACAGUAGCCAAACCCAAGAACAAUAGCAUCUGUAAAAAGGCCCCUGUGGAAGAGAAGGUGAAGGAGAGGAUGAAGGAGGAGAAGGAGGAGGAGGAGAAGGAAGAGAAGGAUGAGAAGAGAGAGGAGGAAUCGUCAAAGGAGAGUGACGCAGAGGAGCAGGCUUUCCUGGAGGCUCUGUAUGAGUACAUGAAGGACAGGGACAGUCCCAUCGAGAGGAUCCCUUUCUUGGGGUUCAAGCAGAUAAACCUUUGGACUAUGUUUCAAGCAGCCAGAAGACUCGGGGGAUAUGAGUUGAUCACAGUUCGCCGACAGUGGAAAAAUGUAUACGAUGAGCUGGGUGGCAACCCAGGAAGCACAAGUGCCGCCACAUGCACUCGCCGUCACUAUGAGAGACUCCUCCUUCCAUACGAGAGGCACACCAAGGGAGAAAAAGACAAGCCCCUCCCCUCCGCCAAGUCUAAGAAGCCGGAGGUGGCAGGCGGGGGGGUUGAGGGGGCCGGCAAACCGAAGGCUGUCGCUGGCGUGAAGAGGACCAAGAGUGGAGCGAACCAGAGACAGAUGGCCAAGAGGGACAAGGAUGAGACGAUCACAGUCACAGAGCAAACACAGGUGGACGAGGUGAAAGAGAAGACCCCGGAUCCCGCCGUUGCAAACCAGGAAGUCUCGACCAGAGACGAGCCAGAGGAGGAGGAGCUACAGCUCACCUUCAAGAAGGAGGAGCCUCUGAACGAGGUCAAAUCCCCCGUCAUCCUCCUUCCAGACUCAGACUGCAGUACCCCUCAACCCGCCUCCCUCAUCAGAGACCCCUGCCUCCUGCCCGAAUGGCAGCCCCCAAUGGCCUCUGACCAGAAGACAGACAAGCCUAGCCCCAACCACCGGGACGAGGCAGAGAGACUCCCCAGCAGGAACCCCAAGUACUCGCCCUCCUGGGACCACAGCAAGCCAGUUGGGUUUAGCUGUCCCCCAGAACCAGGCAGACUGGACCCUCCUGUAACCAAGGAGCCUGUAGAGAUUCACGGAGGCAGGGUGGGGAAGGUGCUGCCCAUGUGCAAACAACCACCGGCACCCCCAAAGCAGCAGCAUUCCACGGACCCCAUGGCAGACAAGAAGGACUCUGCCUGCAAGAAGGAGUCCAGUCAGGGUCAGUUUACAGCUCCGGUGUACUCGAAGGUAAACCUUGGGGUCAUGUCACCCCUAGCCAAGAAGAAGCUUCUCUCUCAGGUCUGCGAGACCAAUCCGUACUCCUUCAGUGGCCCUCCCCCCCCUCUUCCUCCUCCUCCUUGUGCUCCUCCUCUCCUCGCCCCUCCUCCUAUGAUCAGUGAUGUUUGUGACAGGGUAGUGGAGGCAGUGGGCCCCAGGCAGGGCUCUUCUCCAGACAUCCCAGAGAUAGCUCCCGUCUUCAGGCCAUCAGUCAUCCAGCACGCCCAGAGCAUCAAGCCCCACCUACCCCAGGAGAGGAGCCCCUUAGGGGAUCUGUCCGAGUCCUACUCCAGCCGGGUGAGUCACCUCCAGACCCGGAUCAACCCUCCAUGGCACCCCUACCUCCACCGGCCUGAACCCCAGGAUGGGGUGGAGAAUGCUGGGGAGAAGCUGAUGCAGGUACCCCCCCAGGCGCCCAGCUAUAGAAGCGACUGUUACUCCUCUCCUCACUUGCACAGCCUCUACCGGCAGACAGAGAACUGCCUGAAUCAGGAGAGGAUGUGCGGUUAUCCUGGUGGAGAUAAAAGAGGGCAUUUUAUCAGGGACUGUGAAAACGGGGAGGGAUUCCACUCCAGCAGCACUGACAGAGAAAGCCUGGCUUACAGAGCUCCCCUUUAUCACGAGAGGACACACACACACGGGGACAGAGCUUUGGAAGACGAACCGCGGGAUUUCAGCAUCUCCAAACCGAUCUCUCAAAGGUUGUCCUUCUCCAAGCCCUCGUUCUGUGGCCUCCCAUAUCCCAUAAUGCAUCAGGGUUUGGACUCUCACCCCAAGGCAUGCCGGGUUCCCCCCAUGACCAUCUCCGCACCCAAACACUGCAGCCAGGACGCCUCCCAGUCGUACCCCAGCUGCAAACCCUCCUCCGAGUCCCUCCCUACCCGAGUCCCCUGCAAGCGGAGCCUGGGGGAACUGGAGAACGAGGGUCUGCCCGACCGCAAGAUCCGCGUGGUCACGCCAAUGCACCCCGCCGGCUCGCUCCGCCGCAGCGACCCGCAAGGCGAGGAGCUCAAACCGGCCGAGCCGGCCCACGCCAUCCACCUCAACAGCCACAUUCCCGGUGAAGGCCACACCUACCCUGCCCAUGCCCCCAUCUACCCCGGCAUGUACCCAGGGUCACUGGUCCACGCCAGGCAGGACACCCUGCAACACCCCCUCCAGUACCUGAAGAGCCAGACAGCUGUCUCCCCCCUCAUGCCCCCCCUGGCCUUCCACUCCAUGAUGCUCCAGAGGCAGCUGAUGGCAUCGGGGCCAAGCCCCCACCAUUAUUACAGACACCCUGGAGGGGCAGCUCUGUACGGGGACCUCCUACACCACCUCUACCCCCUCUCCACCCUCACCCCCCCUCCGCUGUCCUCCGUGCACCCUAGUACCAGACUCUAGUAGCCGAGCUACGCCCCGACUAAAUCUCCCUCCCAGUCCUACACCCCCUUUCUUUAUCUCUCUGGAACAGUGGAACUUUUUGUUGUUGUUGUGUUCUAUGAUUCCGUUGAGCAUGAGCAGACUGUGGAAGGUUGAGGAUGAACUAUUUUUGUUGAGAUGGGCAAAAGAAAAAAAAACUGAAAAACGAUUUUCUCCCACCCUCGCUCGUGUAUUUGUUUGUGUGUACCGUUUGCACUGCUUCGUAACCCCACUUAGCCUAAAGGUAUGUUUGUCUCCAUUUGCACAUCAUGUUACUGUGUUUGUGUAAUGUUCCACCGAGCAGGUUAUUUCUCACACAUAUAAGUCAGGUCCUUUCUUACUAUCUGUGACGGCAGAGGGAGCCAGGGAAAAGC
This is a messenger RNA of Hypomesus transpacificus, 3925 nucleotides long. RefSeq names its product AT-rich interactive domain-containing protein 5B-like. The transcript has 10 exons. Gene Ontology annotation, molecular function: transcription cis-regulatory region binding. The record is from RefSeq and is a predicted model, not a curated record. The coding region runs from base 30 to 3533 and encodes 1167 amino acids. Gene Ontology annotation, biological process: regulation of transcription by RNA polymerase II. Gene Ontology annotation, cellular component: nucleus. Lineage: Eukaryota; Metazoa; Chordata; Actinopteri; Osmeriformes; Osmeridae.